CUGUUGUUGUUAAAGAGCGGGUUAGGGGUGAGUCCUUCCACAAAGUUCUUUAUACUUUUUUUUAUCUACGAUAAUGAGUGCUUUGAAACUUGUUGUUGCUUCUAAAGCAUCACCUUUCAGUUACGGGGUUCUCGCUGUUGCUGCUCAGGUUAAUGCUGUCAAGAAGGGAUCUGUCGAGAUCGAACUUCGCGAAGGAAAGAGCUUAGAAGGUGCUUCUAAGCCCUCUGCCUCCGUUACAUACAAUGGUGAGACCUACGAAACCACCAAUGCCAUUGCUAGACUUUUGGCCAGACUCAACCCCGAAGCCGGUCUUUAUAACCCUGAGGAACCUAUUAGCUCCACUUUGAUCGAUCAAUGGUUAGACUUUGCCGAAACCAAGUUAUCCAGCACCGAUUUCAAGGCAUUGGAUGCUACCUACAAGGAACUCAACAAGUACUUGACCCUUCGUUCUUACAUUGUUGGAUAUCAACCCACCAUUGCUGAUUUCGUGAUCUGGGGUACCUUGAGAGCUUCUCCUGUCUUUGCCCGUAUUGUCAAGACCAAGCCCGAAACUCUCGGUGCUUAUCUUGUCCGUUGGUUCGAAUACAUUACUUCUCUCGAAUCUGCCGAAUAUGCCUUAACCGCUGUCCAAAAGGCCGAAAAGGCCAACAAGGGUUCCAAGGCUGCUGAUCAAGGUAAGUUUGAGAUUGGUUUGACCAACGCCAUGAUGGGUAAGGUCUGUACUCGUUUCCCCCCUGAGCCUUCUGGUUAUCUUCACAUUGGUCAUGCCAAGGCUGCUCUCAUGAACCAAUACUUUGCUGAUACCUAUAAGGGUAAAUUGAUCAUUCGUUUCGAUGAUACUAACCCCAGUAAGGAGAAGGCUGAAUAUGAGGAAUCCAUCAAGGAGGAUCUUGCUUUAAUCGGUGUUGAUUCUUCCAUUGUUUCUCACACCUCUGAUUUCUUUGACCAAAUGUACGAGCUUGCUCUUAAGAUGAUUAAGGAAGGUAAGGCUUUCUGUGACGAUACCGAACAAAUGCAAAUGCGUGAAGAACGUACUGCUCGUAUUGCUUCCAAGUGUCGUGAUAACUCUAUUGAGGAGAACUUGCGUCGCUUUGAGGAGAUGGCCAAGGGUACUGAAGAAGGUUUAAAGAACUGUUUGCGUGCCAAGAUCGAUUACAACAGUCCUAACGGUACCAUGCGUGAUCCCGUCAUUUAUCGUUGUAACUUGACUCCUCAUCAUUACACUGGUGAUAAGUAUAAGGUCUACCCUACCUACGAUUUUGCCUGUCCUAUUGUUGAUUCUCUUGAGGGUGUUACCCAUGCUUUAAGAACCAACGAAUACCGUGAUCGUAACGUUCAAUACGACUGGAUGAUCCAAGCCCUCGGUCUCCGUAAGGUCACUAUUUGGGAUUUCAGUAGAAUCAACUUUGUAUAUACUCUUCUCUCUAAGAGAAAGCUUCAAUGGUUUGUUGACCAAGGUCUUGUCACUGGUUGGGAUGAUCCUCGUUUCCCUACUGUCCGUGGUAUCCGUCGUCGUGGUUUGACCAUCGAAGCCUUGAAGCAAUAUAUUUUGAUGCAAGGUGCUUCUCAAAACACCAUGCUUUUGGAAUGGGACAAGAUUUGGGCUUUGAACAGAAAGAUCAUUGAUCCUAUUGCUCCCAGAUACGUUGCUGUUCUUAAGGAAGGUGCCGUUGUCUGUAACGUACAAGGUGCCACUGCUGAGAUCAAGGAACAUCCUCUUCACAAGAAGAAUGCCGAACUUGGUAACAAGAAGACACAUUACGGUCCCAAGGUCUACUUGGAUCAAGAAGAUGCCAAGUCUCUUGAGGAAGGUGAGGAAGUCACCUUGAUGGAUUGGGGAAAUGUCUUUGUGCGUAAGAUUGUCAAGGAUGCUCAAGGUGAGGUUACCAGCAUUGAUUUAGAACUUCAUCUUGCUGGUGAUUUCAAGAAGACCAAGAAGAAGUUGACUUGGUUGACCGACGAUAGUGAUGUCUCUGAGAUCCUCUUGCUUGAUUAUGAUUACUUGAUCACCAAGAAGAAGGUUGAGGAUGGUGAUGAGGUUAAGGAUUUGGUGACUCCCGUGAGUGAGUUCAAGAUUGCUGCUCUUGCUGAUGGUAACGUCAGAAGCUUGAAGAAGGGUGAUAUCAUGCAAUUCGAGCGUAAGGGUUACUUUAUCUUGGAUGCUCCUGCUACUGCUACUGAGCCUGCUCACUUUAUUCGUAUCCCCGAUGGUAAGGCUGCUACCAUGGCUUCCAAGGCUGAUGUUUCCACUCCCAAGAAAUAAGUUUUCUUACAUGUAUAAAAUUCAUUUUUGUUAUUUAAAAAGUUCAUACACCUCUCAAUAAAACUACAUUUUUUUUUUUUAAUAAAUAAA
Molecule: messenger RNA, 2353 nt
Organism: Mucor mucedo
Lineage: Eukaryota; Fungi; Mucoromycota; Mucoromycetes; Mucorales; Mucoraceae
Product: tRNA synthetases class I, catalytic domain-containing protein
Exons: 4
Coding region: 74-2263 (729 amino acids)
Biological process (GO): translation; glutamyl-tRNA aminoacylation
Cellular component (GO): methionyl glutamyl tRNA synthetase complex; cytosol; cytoplasm
Molecular function (GO): glutamate-tRNA ligase activity; ATP binding
Source: RefSeq, a predicted model, not a curated record